AUGGCCUCUUCUCACGUUAUAAAUGACAUCGCAACCAGGGGGUUCGACGAUGCGAAGUCUUAUGAUACGCAUCGACCCUCUUACCCUCCUGCUGCUGUCACCAAUAUCCUUGGACGUCUUGGUCUCGAGGGCCAAUCAGGCGCCAGGAUCAUAGACCUCGCAGCUGGCACUGGCAAGUUCACCGAACUCCUGGCCGCCAGGCCAGAGGAAUACGAGAUCGUCGCUGUAGAGCCAUUGGAUUCGAUGAGGAACAAUCUCGCAGCCAAGCAGCUCCCCAAAGUGGACGUUCGACCUGACAACCAACCCGAGAGUUGGCCUUCUCCUACAGGCUGGGAGAAAGAGCUGUUGGAUCUCAACUUUAACGAAAAGGCGGACAAAGAGCCUCGUUUCCGACACCAGGUCUGGAAGCAGGUCUUUGAACGCCAGGCCAAGGCUGAAAAACCAUUCUUCUCCACGCCCAUAGAGACUGACAAGGUUCCAUGGUCGGUCUGGUUGACACCCGAGGCCUUGUGGGGCAGAUUCAAUACCCUCAGCUGGAACGCGCUUCGAGAAGGUGAGGAGCGCCGAGUCUUUAGAGAGAAGUACGACAAGAUUGUGAAAGAGGGUGGCGGCGAGGUUAACGACAAAGGCGAGAUUGAGCUUCAUGGAUGCACCUUUAUUGUCUGGAUAUCACGAUUGGAUGGUGCCUAG
Fusarium pseudograminearum CS3096 is the source of this 690-nucleotide messenger RNA. RefSeq lists its product as uncharacterized. The transcript is spliced from 2 exons. The record is from RefSeq and is a predicted model, not a curated record. Bases 1 to 690 code for a protein of 229 amino acids. Lineage: Eukaryota; Fungi; Ascomycota; Sordariomycetes; Hypocreales; Nectriaceae.